CUGGUUCUGGCUUGAGGACAAGACCUUUUAAAUGGCGAAGUCCCGAAAAGGACACUGUGGUUCUAAUCUUGUUGAUAACACUUUUCAUUGUUGCAUAUGUCUAGAAGGGGUAAGGAAUCCAAAGUACUUGCCAUGUUUCCAUACGUUUUGUGAGAUUUGCAUUCAAACGUACAUUUCAAGUACGGCGGCACGUAAGGAUAACGAAACUCUGAACGCCAUCGAAUGUCCCGUGUGCAGAAAACGUAUCGAAGCUCCAAAUAAUGACAUUACAAGCGAGGAGGAGUGGGCGCUUGCUUUGCCACAAAACAAACUGAUUGUGAGCAUGCCAGUAGAUCCCAAAAAGGAGGAAAACCAAUUCUGUAUGUUUUGCAAACGAAAUGACAAGAACGUUACUGCGAAGCAUUGGUGUAAAUCAUGCAUGGAAUCGAUCUGUGACGAUUGUAAAUGUUUUCAUUCGUAUGUUCCCAUUCUUCAGAGACACAAAAUCUUAAGCCUCUCGGAUGCACAUGAGUUGAAAAAUGACAUUGAAGUUGACGAAUCUUGCUCCAUACACAAGGGGAAAUUUCUUGUGGUAUAUUGCACGGAUCACGACAAACUUUGCUGCAGCAUCUGUUUUGCCACCGAACAUAGAAUGUGUAAGCAAGUACAGGCCAUUGAAGAUGUAGCAACAGAGAUGGAUCAAGUCAGAGUUCAACAUAAACUGAUAUUGUUCAAAGAUCUGCUGGAAACUCUUAUGAAUAUGCGGGAAAAAUACAGAGAUAAAGUAACCACACUAAACAGCAGAAAACAUUAA
Messenger RNA from Ostrea edulis (European flat oyster), 793 nucleotides. RefSeq names its product transcription intermediary factor 1-beta-like. Gene Ontology annotation, cellular component: chromatin; nucleoplasm. NCBI's taxonomy places the organism in Eukaryota, Metazoa, Mollusca, Bivalvia, Ostreida, Ostreidae. The transcript has a single exon. Bases 32 to 793 code for a protein of 253 amino acids. Gene Ontology annotation, biological process: positive regulation of DNA-templated transcription. Gene Ontology annotation, molecular function: ubiquitin-protein transferase activity; zinc ion binding. The record is from RefSeq and is a predicted model, not a curated record.